UCAUGCUCGAUAUUCAGAGGCAGUGAGAGGUGAAAUGGCGUCUGCAAACAUCCAGCCGAGAAUCCAGAAUGAAGAGAAAGAUUUGGAGCUGCUUCAGCAGGAGGUGGAGGCCAUCAAUCUCUCUGCUGAUAAAGCAGUGAGGGAAUGUACUGAAUUAGUCAAACUCAUUGAGCAAAGAAGUUCUGAUGUGAAGCAGAAGAUUAAAUCCCGGCAGGAAUAUGAAGUGAGUCGGGUCAAAGAGAUUCAGGAGAUGCUGCAGAAGAGAAUCAGUGAUCUGAAGAGGAAAAACACUGAGCUGGAGAAACUCUCUCAAAAACCAUUCAGAUUAAAUACUGGUCCUGUACGAUACUUCAAGGAUGUGACAGCAGCUGUGUCAGAGGCCAGAGGUAAAGUACUGGAGAGCUUUAAUAAGGAAUCGAAGAAGAUCUCAGAGAAAGUGACUGAAGUGGAUGUUAAAUUGUUGCCAGACUCCCAUACCAAAGCUGAGCUUUCACAAUAUGCAGCCCCCAAAAAUCUUCUCAAACUGGAUCCAAACACAGCGAGCAUGCGGAUACAAUUAUCUGAAGAUAACAUGAAGGCAACCAAAGUGAAAGAGCCACAGUCAUAUGAUGACCACGUAGACAGAUUCAUGGCUAGGUCUCAGGUUCUGUGUGGAAAGGUUCUGACUAAUCGUUGUUACUGGGAAGUGGAGUGGAGUGGUUCAGGAGUUUCAGUAGCAGUCGCAUACAGAGAUGUUCCCAGAACAGGAGAGGAAAGUGCAUUCGGGAACAAUGACAAGUCUUGGGCACUAAGGUUUAAUAAAAGUGGUUGGAAUUUCAAACACAACGGUGUAACAAAGGCCAUUCCUGUUCCUGUCCCUGAAUCCUCAAGGAUUGGUGUUUUCUUGGAUCAAAAGGCAGGUGUUCUGUUCUUCUACAGCGUCUCUGAAACCAUCAACAUCGUCCACAGAGUGCACACCAAUUUCACUCAGCCGCUCUAUGCUGGACUCUUUUUUCAUAACUAUGGAUCUUCUGCUACAUUUUGUGAACCACAGUCAAGUGAGCCUGGUCCUGGUCCUGGUCCUGUGUUGAAGGCUGUCACACUGGUUGCCAGGAAGGAGAACAGUUAA
This is a messenger RNA of Trematomus bernacchii (emerald rockcod), 1108 nucleotides long. Its product is annotated as stonustoxin subunit alpha-like. The transcript is spliced from 3 exons. NCBI's taxonomy places the organism in Eukaryota, Metazoa, Chordata, Actinopteri, Perciformes, Nototheniidae. The record is from RefSeq and is a predicted model, not a curated record. Gene Ontology annotation, molecular function: protein binding. Bases 35 to 1108 code for a protein of 357 amino acids.